CGGCAGGGCAAGAUGGCCGAUGCGGCGGCCACUGCCGGGGCUGCGGGCUCCGGAACGAGAUCAGGAAGUAAACAGUCCACUAACCCUGCUGAUAACUACCAUCUGGCCCGGAGGCGAACCCUGCAAGUGGUUGUGAGCUCCCUGCUGACAGAGGCAGGGUUUGAGAGUGCUGAGAAAGCAUCUGUGGAAACACUGACAGAGAUGCUGCAGAGCUACAUUUCAGAAAUUGGAAGGAGUGCCAAGUCUUACUGUGAGCACACAGCCAGGACCCAGCCCACACUGUCAGAUAUUGUGGUCACCCUUGUCGAGAUGGGUUUCAAUGUGGACACUCUCCCUGCAUAUGCAAAACGGUCUCAGAGGAUGGUCAUCACCGCCCCUCCGGUGACCAAUCAGCCAGUGACCCCCAAGGCCCUCACUGCAGGACAGAACCGACCCCACCCGCCACACAUCCCCAGCCAUUUCCCUGAGUUUCCCGACCCCCACACCUACAUCAAAACGCCGACGUACCGCGAGCCCGUGUCAGACUACCAGGUCCUGCGGGAGAAGGCUGCGUCCCAGAGACGCGACGUGGAGCGGGCGCUCACCCGUUUCAUGGCCAAGACAGGCGAGACCCAGAGUCUUUUCAAAGAUGACGUCAGCACGUUUCCAUUGAUCGCUGCCAGGCCUUUCACCAUCCCCUACCUGACGGCUCUUCUUCCGUCCGAGCUGGAGAUGCAGCAGAUGGAGGAGACGGAUUCCUCGGAGCAGGACGAGCAGACGGACACAGAGAACCUCCCUCUUCACAUCAGCCCGAAUUAGGGCUGGCAGCCCAUGGCUUUACGUAAAGCAGAGGAGCUUGUUAUCCUACGCUUCUGUUUUGGACUCUGUUAAGUCGGUCUGAGAUAUGGUGAUUGGGUCAUGGACUAAGAUGAGGUUCACCUUAUGAGAAGGAGGAAUCUUCUAAACAGACAUCACAAUCCCUUUGUAAGUAAGCUCAAGGGCUUGCAGUUGAGUUACCUAACACUCUGGGGAGUGACAUAGGUGAGGCCAUGGCGGUGAGUGCAGCAAGGCGGACUGGAUGCCAGGAGCUGCCUGAGGACUCCGGGAUCCCUGGAGGCCAAGCCAGACAGCAAAGAGUGAAAAGACCUGAGCCUUGAGAGUCAGACUGGCCUGGCUGCCAAUCCAGACCGGGCUGCUUUCCCGCCAAGUGACGUUGGUUGCCUGACCCAGUAUCUGAGUCUGUUUCCUCACAAAUGGGAACACCUACUUCCAGGGGAAGUGAGGAGCCUGAGAUAAAAUCAACUCAUCUACGUUGGGUGCUUGGCAUACGGCAGCCCAUGGCACCCCUGCCCACCCCCUCCCCGCCCCUAUUGUAUGGCCAUGUGCUCUUCUGUACAGAAUAGAGAAAUAAAAAAACUUCAAGAGAAGGAUUCCAGCAACAAUUUAUGGACAGUCAAUUGGGCUUGUUAUUUUGUUGGACUGGCCACAAUCACACAUUUGAAAUCCGGAAUGUACAAAAAGAUGUGUGGUGACCGUCUUUCACUCUCCCUUUCCUGCCUACAGAGCAGCCAGUGUCCCCACUCUCUUGUGAAUCCUUCUAGAGACUUUGUUUGAAUUUAUUUUUUGGCCACACCGUGCAGCAUGUGGGAACUUAGUUCUCCGAACAGGGAGCAAACUUGUACUCCCUGCAUUGGAAAUGUGGAAUCUUAACCAUUGGACUGCCGGGGAAGUCCUUAGAGAUGCUUUUUUAAUUGUUGUUUUGAACGUACACAGCAAAUCACAGUUUUUACCCCUUGCUUCCUUCCCUUGUGGAGCUACUUGGCGGUCAUUCCACAUCCUUGUGUGCAGAGCUGUUCGCCCCUCCCCACAGUGCCCCCCUCGUGUGGACUUUACAAGCCAGUCCCCUGUGGACUCAGAUUGUUUCCUGUCUUUCGUGUUUACAGACGUUGUUAACAGUGAGUUCACUAACUGGUGUGUUAAAGUGUUCUUUUAUCUCUGGAGGACGAAGCUGUCACGGACUGUUGCUAGGUAGUUAACUUUGUUGAGCUUGGUUCUGGUUUCUCUGUCCACGAACAUGAAGGGGCUAUUCAUUUUAAAUUGGUGUGUCAGAUGAUUAUUUUCUCUUAUAUUUGAGCCAGCUGCCAUCUGCAGGCAAUCCCGGUGCCUCACCCUUUACUCUUUUCUGAACAAUGUACCAUUCACUAAUUCAACAAGUAUUUAUUUAAUACCUGGUAGGUGCCAGACAUUGUUCUGGGUGCUGGGGGCACAUCAGUGACCAGCACAAAGACGACAGCUGCCUCUUGGCAGCCCGUGUGUUGGCAGUGGGGGCUUGACCAUGAAGCAUAGUAUAUAAAUCCGUCACUGUAUAGUAUGUUAAAGAUGAAAAGUGCUCUGGGUGGAGGUGGGGGGCCCUGAGUAGGGAAAGAUCCAGGGUAAAACGGGGAGGUUUCAGUUUUAAAUAGGGUGCUCAGGGUCCACAUCACAGGGAAGGUGACAUCCGAGCCGUCCUGAAGGAGAUGAAGGAUUGAGCCUUGGGCUCUCUGGGGCAGUGUCCUGGAAAGGGAGCAGUAGGGAGGCGAGUGGGGCUGUGACUGAGGAAGGUGGGAUGGGCGUGGGGGAGAGGGAGAGGUCAGGUCAGGAAGGGCCUUAUGAGCAGUUUGAAGAGCUGUCUUCCCAUGGGGUGAAGUGGGAGUCAUGAGAGGAUGUGGGGAGGAGGAGGGGCAGGUCUGAGCUUCUCCAGGGGCACUGGCCGAGCUGGUGACCACAGGGCCGGCAGAGGAUGGACUGUGACGGGAUGGCCAUUAGGAGGCGGCUGUCCAUCCAGGUGGGAGACAGCAAGGGGUCCUACCAGGGGGUUCCACUAGAGAUAACAGAAGUAGAUUCUGCCUGUAUUCUGAAAGUAAGGCCAAGAAGUUUUCCUAACAGAUUGGCUGGGGGACAUAUCAGAGAAAGAAAAAAGGCAGGCGUGACUGCGGAUUUUGGGGCUUGGACCAAUGGGAGGAUGGAGUUGCCGUCACCAAUGUCAGUGGGAGGAGCUGUUUGUGCUUGGGGUUCAGUUUCAGGCACAUUGAAUUUGAGAUGCCCAGAGAUGGCAGGUGGUCGAGUGACAGCAGCCGUGCAGGAGAGGUGACAAUCGGGAAGGUUCAAGUGGGAGAUGUUGCUGUGGAAAUGGUGUUGGAACCUGUGAGGCUGGAGGCAGCACACUUGGGUGCCCGGGGUUCACACACAGCAUACGCGUUGCCUGAGUCUGGCUUUUCUGGACCCAAGUCAUUCCUGACACACCUUUUUACUCCCACCUCUUCUUUACAAAUCUGUCAGUUUAGUACUUCUUCCAUCUACUCCUCCUAUUGCUAAUGACAGCAUCCUCUGCUCUGCUGUCUUCUGACAGCGCCACCGCCUGCUUGAGGUCAGAUCCUCUUUUGCCUCAAGUUGCACAACAGCUGACCUGGUGGCUCAAAUGGUAAAAAAUCUGUCUGCAAUGCCGGAGACCCCGGUUUCAUCUCUGGAUCAGACAGAUCCCUUAGAGAAGGAAACAGCAACCCACUCCAGUAUUCUUGGCUGGAGAAUCCCAUGGACGGAGGAGCCUGGCAGGCUACAGUCCAUGGGGUCGCAGAGUUGGACACAACUGAGCGACUAAAACACAUUAAAAGUACAGAACAGGAACCUCAGUGAUGGAGCCUUCAGCCUGUCACCAGGGUUGCAGCCCAGCCAGCAACUUCUGGUCACUUACUGCCACCUGGGCCUGAGCCCUUCGUGUGAUUCCCCCUAACACCUCUCCUGCAGCUUCUGCUCAUUUUAAAGAACUUGGAAAAUAGAAGAGAGUGUAAAAAAGAAAAGGAAAAUCAGUCACCCAUAUUUCCAGAAGCAGUUUGUAAAACUUCAGUAUCACUAAUGUUUUCUAUGUCUAUAUCCAAUUGUGAUUUUUAAAAAAAUCUUCAAGAUCAUAUUGACUAUAUCAAACUUAGAAACUUUUCUCCAAAAAUCACUUUUCUCAGAAAAUGAACAGUGAGAGGCCUGAUCCACGGGCCACUCGUGGGGGUGGUGGAUGACGUUCCCGUGUUGGUGCCUUCGUGGGAGCUCUCGGGGCUCCAGCAGUUUCUGGCCUCUGCCGGGAUAUGACCAUUGGCACCAUGUUGCAAGUACCAGAUGCUUAAGAAUUUGUGGGAAAGUAGAUUAUGAUUUACGUGAGAUUAGCUCCAGGAGGAGCUCUGUGCACACCAUCUGUUCUGGUCCUGUCCCUCUCAGUCCUGCAGGGGAUUGAGGGCCUCUUCUCUCUCUCUCUUUAAGUUUUAAAAAGUAUUAUUUAUUUAUUUGAUUGCGCUGGGCUUCUUUGUGACACUCCGAAUCUCUGACCUUUGUUGUGGCAUGUGGAUUCUAGUUCCCUGACCAGGGAUUGAACCUGAGCCCCUGCCUUGGGAGCAAGAAGUCUUAGCCACCAGGCCACCAGGGAAGUCCCACUUCUCUUUUACUUCAUCUCCCCACGGGCUGAAGCAUGCCUCCCUGAAGCAUCUGACUUGUGGUCCCUGACUCCCUGCCCUCCAGGUCUCUGUUCCCUUCCGACUCCUGUCCCUGCCUUCUCAGGGUCUUGUGUUCUGUGCUCCACUGUGUCACCGCUGGUGCUCCCGCCUUCCUCUGAUCGCAGCCGCUGCCUGGCCUCCUCUGGGGCAGAGAGAGGCACAUUAGCCCGGCUUCUGAUUUCUCAAUGAGAGGCGUACUUGUAGUAGUUCUUAACCACAGGCAUGAUCUCUUUCCUCACGCUGCUGGUUGUUUUGCUUUAUUUCGGCUUUUGC
Cervus elaphus (red deer) is the source of this 4769-nucleotide messenger RNA. RefSeq names its product TATA-box binding protein associated factor 8 (gene TAF8). Gene Ontology annotation, biological process: transcription initiation at RNA polymerase II promoter. Lineage: Eukaryota; Metazoa; Chordata; Mammalia; Artiodactyla; Cervidae. Gene Ontology annotation, molecular function: protein heterodimerization activity. The record is from RefSeq and is a predicted model, not a curated record. Bases 13 to 798 code for a protein of 261 amino acids. Gene Ontology annotation, cellular component: transcription factor TFIID complex. The transcript is spliced from 8 exons.